Molecule: messenger RNA, 417 nt
Organism: Lactuca virosa
Lineage: Eukaryota; Viridiplantae; Streptophyta; Magnoliopsida; Asterales; Asteraceae
Source: the annotation of a GenBank genome assembly
AUGAAGGGUGGGGGAGAAGAUCUGAAUAGAAAAGUAUAUUCCUUCGCAACAGCCGUUCCUCCGACCUCCAUAACCACCAGUUCAACUUUUCAAGAAAUUAAAGAUUCAAUCUUCCCCUGUCCAACCACCAUCCCUACACCGCCCAAUACAAUAACCACGAAUUCGUCUUCCUCAACAAGCCACCACCAAUCUCCCCCGACUCAUCCACCAUCGUCUAGUUCAUAUCCGGAUCCUUCAACUAUUCGGCUCGGUUCAUCCGACUACUGUUGUCUAUCUACCAUCCAAGAAGCCCAUAUUUUCUUCAUCUCGACUGUUCUGCGCCUUAAAAACCUUUGCGCUGAAUGGGAUUGGUUUAUUAAUCUCUCUGCUGCUGACGACCCAAUUGUUACUCAACAUGGGUUUAUAUGUUCCAUGUAA